AUGUUGGAGAAGCAAGAAUAUGCGCUGCGGGACAACGAGGCGAGGCAUGACACACCCAGACUGCCGCUCUCCUUGUCUGGCGAAAUCAAUGCUGCGACCCGAACCCUACACACAAACCUAAACCGCCUCAUUACCUCCCGUUUACCGCUCGGCCUCCCCCCGCAUACCACAGACUCGACGCUUUAUGCGACAGGCCUGCUACAUUUUGCACACAUCUUCCUGACCUUUGAAUCCUUGUGGGCCGACUUAUUACGCGAUUAUGCCCCGUCCAACUCACCUUAUAUGUCUGCGCAGCCAGCAGUGGACCCCGAAGGUGCUACCUCGCCCUUUUCACCAUUGCUAUCCUAUCUCCUUGUAAAUCCCUACGACUCGCCCUCACUCUUCACAUCCACCCUCGGCGCCCCAACACCCCCGUCUCCGCAACUCACUUCUUUCCUGCAAACUCUACGGCCGAGAGGCCUGAUACGCUCGGCCCGAUUAAAGAGGGAUUUGGAAUACCUGCUAGGCCUACACCCCACCGAUCUCGAGGUCCUAUUGGCAAAGUACCCGGGCGAUAAGGUUGCGCAAUUUUGCACGCACAUCCGGAAGAGCGUGAAUGAGAGGCCCUGGACGCUAGUCAGCUAUGCGUGGUGUUUCUACAUGGCCAUCUUCUCGGGCGGAAGGUGGAUAAGAGGAGGCUUGCUCCGUGCCCCACCAAGUUUCUGGCCCUCAGCAGCCACCACUGGCUCACAAGAAGAAGCACAUGAUAAAUGUCUGGAUUUGAAGAUUCAAGGUCUCUCAUUCUGGCACUUCCCCGGCCCUCACGAUGGCGAGGAUAUCAAGUCCGAAUUUAAGUUGCGCUUGUCUGCUGCCGAGACGCUCUUCACCCCCGACGAACGCAUCGACAUCAUCGAAGAGGCCAAGCAAAUCUUCAAGCAAUGCGCAGAGCUUGUGGAUGAGCUGGAUGAUUUGAUUGGGACUGAUUUCCAUUUUCCACCAAGCAACUCGACCGAUGCUCAAGAACCGAGGGAUGUUUGUCCCGUACUCGAAAAGUCUGGGCUUAUCGAUCCAAAUGUUAUGCGUAGGGCUCAACGCCAUUCCUCCCUGCCGAAAUCGUCCCUAGGACUCCGAUCGUGGGUCAAGAGGCCGGAAGUCUCGGGGACGGUGCUGGCCGUCGGGUGUUUGGCUUGUGUUGUUUUGUUCAAGCUGCAGUGA
Messenger RNA from Bipolaris oryzae ATCC 44560, 1194 nucleotides. RefSeq lists its product as uncharacterized. The transcript is spliced from 3 exons. Gene Ontology annotation, molecular function: heme oxygenase (decyclizing) activity. Gene Ontology annotation, biological process: heme oxidation. NCBI's taxonomy places the organism in Eukaryota, Fungi, Ascomycota, Dothideomycetes, Pleosporales, Pleosporaceae. Bases 1 to 1194 code for a protein of 397 amino acids. The record is from RefSeq and is a predicted model, not a curated record.